AUGACCUAUAUCCAACAACCAAAAGCUGCCGAGUCUUCCACUACUCCCGCCACACUCAGCGCCUCAUCCGCACCUUCCUUUACCUCUUCUGGUGCCACCAGCACCACAACCUUGCCUUUGACAGUCACUCAUAGCAUUUGGCCUUCUCGUAACGUACCAACCCGAUCUAAAUCCAUGCGCCUUCGAUUUUCCCUACUUUCCAGAUUUGAUGCCACACUUUAUUCUGGAUUAUCUAGCACCUCACCUCUAAAUUCUACUCCUGUUGCCGACACCACUACCUCACCUUCCACUUCUGCUUCCUUCGCCUCCAGCCAGUUCCUCCCUACUACCCCAUCUGUUGUUGGUACGUAA
Molecule: messenger RNA, 351 nt
Organism: Protopolystoma xenopodis
Lineage: Eukaryota; Metazoa; Platyhelminthes; Monogenea; Polystomatidea; Polystomatidae
Source: the annotation of a GenBank genome assembly